Messenger RNA from Lutzomyia longipalpis, 6055 nucleotides. RefSeq names its product intraflagellar transport protein 172 homolog (gene Oseg2). Lineage: Eukaryota; Metazoa; Arthropoda; Insecta; Diptera; Psychodidae. The record is from RefSeq and is a predicted model, not a curated record. Gene Ontology annotation, cellular component: axoneme; ciliary basal body; intraciliary transport particle B. Gene Ontology annotation, biological process: intraciliary transport. Gene Ontology annotation, molecular function: protein binding. The coding region runs from base 1 to 5226 and encodes 1741 amino acids. The transcript has 7 exons.
AUGCAAUUGAAAUUCCUAAAAACCGUCGUUGAGGCUCAGGAUAAGCUGAAUCGUGUGGCUGCUCUGUGUUGGUCAGCAAACAAUCAAAAGCUCGCCAUUGGAACGGCAGACCGCAUGAUCCUACUCUUUGACGAACAUGGAGAACGUCGUGAUAAGUUCUCCACAAAGCCAAGUGAUCCAGCAAAUGGGAAGGCAUCGUACGUAAUACGUGGUUUGGCUUUCAGCCCUGACUCCACACGCCUAGCUGUGGCUCAGAGUGAUUGCAUUGUCUUCGUGUACAAACUAGGAGAGGGUUGGAAUGAGAAGAAAGUCAUCUGCAAUAAGUUUCCACAGCCAGUGUCUGUAACAUGCCUCGUUUGGCUUACUUGCGGAACAAUUGUUGCGGGCCUUGAGGAUGGUAAAGUACGUGCCUUGCAUAGCAAGAGCAAUAAGUCUCAGAAUAUGUAUGCUGCGGAAAGCUAUACGGUGUCUGUGGUGCCUAAUCCACGUGGAACAGGCGUACUUAGUGGUCAUGAAGAUGGAUCAAUUGUACGCUUCUUUGUUGUUGAGGAAUUUGGAGAUGUUUCAGGAAGAGUUGUUCAGCACUCUGUGUCUCCGGCUGCUCUGGCUUGGACCAUAACGGGGUUCAUGGCAGCUGGAUCUGAUCGUAAAGUCACGUUCUACGAUGAUCAGGGCAAACCAAUCCGUAUUUUUGACUUCUCAAGAGACGAUUCGGAACGGGAGUUCAUGAUAGGUGCUUCUAGCCCUAAUGGACAAACCGUAGCAGUAGGAAGCUUUGAUCGGGUCAGAAUCUAUACUUGGAGCUCUAGACAAAAUACCUGGAAUGAAACUGCUGUCAAGGAAAUACGGAAUUUAUAUUCAGUAACAGCACUAGCAUGGAAGCGAGAUGGAUCUAGAUUGACGCUAGGUUCCCUCUGUGGUGCUGUACUAACCUUUGAAUCAGUUUUAAGGCGAACUGUUUGGCAGGACAAGUUUGAACUAACUUUCGUAGCACCAAGUCAGAUCCUUCUGAAAUCCCUUCAGGAUUCUUCGGAAACUUUGUCAAUUGAAUCUGACCUAGGAAUGGAGAUUGAUGAUGUACGGAUCAUGGGCAAGGAUAGCUACCUUGUAGCCAGAACCGAAGAAUCCUUGAUCCUCUGUGAUCUUACCCGGGGACUGACGAGUGAAGUAGCCUGGACUGCAUCGGGACGACAUGAAAAAUUCUACUUUGAGAAUCCUAACGUUUGUCUAGUUUUCAAUGCUGGAGAGCUUUCAUUGAUUGAGUACGGGGAUCACUACAUUCUAGGAUCCGUUCGAACGGAAUUUGUGAAUCCGCAUGUAAUAUCUGUUCGUUUGAAUGAAAGAGGAAAUUCAAGGGACAACAAAAAGUUAGCUUACUUGCUGGAUAUGAAGACAAUCUGUGUUGUGGACCUUGUUGUUCAGACUACAAUCACUCAGAUUUCGCAUGAUUCUAAAAUUGAUUGGAUCGAACUCAAUGAAACCGGGCAUAAGCUCCUCUUCCGGGACAAAAAGAUGCGACUAAUGCUCGUUGAUAUAGCCUCAAGCCGUAAGCAGACCCUUCUGGGAAAGGUUUCAUUUGUCCAAUGGGUCAUUCAGAGUGACGUUGCUGUGGCACAGAGUGACUCAAAUUUGGUUAUUUGGUACAAUAUUGAUAUGCCAGAGCAUGUGACCAUCCUGCCUAUCCGUGGAGAGGUUUUGGAUGUAAUUCGUGAGGAUGGGAAGACUGAAGUUCAUACAACUGAGGGUGCGACAAACCAUGUUUAUGCGCUGGAUGAAGGACUUGUUGAAUUUGGAACUGCAGUCAAUGAUAGCGAUUUUGGCCGGGCUGUUCUAUUCCUAGAAUCCCUAGGAGAUCGUCCAGCUGCUACCGCCAUGUGGCAUAACUUAGCUAACAUUGCGCUACGGGAGAAAAACUUGAGGGUGGCACAGCGAUGCUUUGCAGCUCUGGGAAAUGCAUCGAAAACCUUCUACCUGGCGGAAGUAAUUAAAAUUGCCGACAAAUAUGAGGAAGAGCAUCAACCAGGCUCUGGGCUCGAGUGUGCCGAAGUGCAAGCACGUUUGGCACUUCUAAAUGCAGAUUUGAGGACAGCUGAGAGAAUUUAUCUCGAACAGGGGGACAUUGAGUCCGCACUGGAUAUGUACAAAAAGCUGGGAAGGUGGACGGAUGCUAUAAAACUAGCCGAGAGAAGAGGAUAUCAUGGCCUUAAGGAGCUUGAAGAAGCACAAAUGGCUUAUCUUCUCAAUUCUGGACAAGAAGAAGAAGCUGGAAAAGUUUUAGAAGAUCGAGGGGAUUGCGACAAAGCCAUGACGCUCUAUUUGAAAGCAAAAAAGCCCGCCAAAGCUGCAAGGUUAGCCCUGAAGCGGACGUAUUUGCUCCAAAAUGAAGAACUGAUGUCUCGCGUGUCGGCUUCUCUUGUAAAAUCAGAACUCUAUGAACUAGCAGGAGAUCUAGCACACAAAAUGGACAAAGCAGAUGUUGCCUUGAGUAUGUACAAGAAAGCAGGAGCUUAUGCAAGGGCUAUAGAUUUAGCACGAUACGUUGCUCCGGAUGAUGUAACAAACUUGGAAGAGAACUGGGGUGAUUGGUUAGUGUCUAAGCGUCAGAUGGAUGCUUCAAUUAGUCACUACAUCGAAGCAGGAGCUACACUGAAAGCUCUAGAGGCAGCUGUUGCAGCAAAACAAUGGCGGAAGGCCGUUCAAAUAGCUAAAGUCCUUGACGAUCCAGUUGAGAUCAAAAAGUACGCUCUGGAACUCUCAACGCAUCUUGCCAAUGCAGGAGAUAUCUCUGGAGCUGAAGGACUCCUGGUAAGAGCAGAACUCUAUAAGGAAGCUGUUGAAUUUCUAAACAAACACGGGAAAUGGGAGGAAGCCUACGAGAUAGCUGAAAAGUACCUAGAUCAACAGGAAGCAAAGAAGAUGUUUGUAGACUUAUCAGUUAAGCUUGAGGAAGAAGGAAAGUUUAAAGAUGCCGAAAAAGUCUUGGUUGCCAUUGAAGAGCCUGACCUUGCUAUUGCUAUGUACAAGAGGUUGGAGCACUACGAUGCAAUGAUUAGGCUCGUUGAGCGAUACCAUAGGGAUCUUCUGGAGAACACGCAUCUUCAUCUGGCAAGGCAGCUUGAAUCCAAGAACAGGCACAAACAAGCCGAAGUUCAUUUUCUAGCAGGAGGAGACUGGAAGUCCGUUGUUCACAUGUACUGCACAGCCAAUAAGUGGGAGGAUGCCUAUAGAGUGGCAAAGCAAAAAGGUGGAGAAGGAGCUUCCAAUCAAGUUGCCUUUAUGUGGGCUAAAUCUCUACCCAUAGAAGGUGCUGCUAGGCUCCUGACAAAGAUGGGUCUCCUAGACAGUGCUCUACAGUUCUCCUGUGAAGCUGGUCAAUUUGACUUUGCUCUGGAGCUUUGUCGGAUUACUGGGAAAUCCAGUGAAGAAAUUCACCUUCGCAUGGCAAUGGCGCUUGAGGAUGAAGGAAAAUUCCAUGAAGCUGAGAAGGAAUUUAUUUUAGCCCAGAAACCUCGAGAGGCCAUUCUGAUGUACAGUCAUAGUGGAGAUUGGAAGAGUGCUCUACAAGUUGCUGAAAACUACGUGCCGGAAGCUGUUAAUGAAGUCCUAACGAAUCAAGCAGCAGCUGCGCUUGAUGCAAGAAACUACACCGAGUACGAAGCCUUGAUGAUCAGAGCUGAACGGCCUGAUUUAGUUCUUCAGCAUUACAAGGAGUAUGGGAUGUGGAUUGAUGCUCUAAGAAUCGCCAAGGAGUAUCUUCCAGCUGCUGUGAAUGAGAUUCAGCAGUUGCAGCAAAAGGAAGCAAGAGCCUCGUCGUCGGCUGACUCCAAAGCUCUUCUAGCUCGUGCCACGGAACAUGCUAGGAAUGAGGAGUUCAGGAAAGCCGCAGACUGCCUGCUUGAGAUAAAUGCAUCCAAUGCAGAUCGCGUAACUGAGGAACGUGCCAUUAUCCGUGCAGCCGAAAUUUGCAAUCAAUUUCUCGAGGGAAGUGAUGCCGUUGAAGUUGCUCGUGAAUUAGGACCCAGAUUGGUUGAGCACGGUCAAAUAGGUCCAGCAGCUCAGCUCUAUCUUGCCGCUGAGAUGCCCAAGGAGGCAGUUGAUGUUUUCAUUCAGAGCGAAAAUUGGGCCAAAGCCCGACGACUGGCUAAAGAAAUUGAUUCUCAACUUGUUACCUACGUUGAGCAGCAGCAGAAAAGCCGACUAAAGAAUGAUGGAAAUGUUGAGCAGCUGGCUGAUAUUGACAUAAAUGGAGCCUUAGACCUACUUGCUGAACAAGGACAGUGGACGCGAUGCAUUGAAAAGGCAAAGCAGCACAGCAGUCCUAUCCUCCAGAAGUACUUGGCUCUGUAUGCAGCUCAGUUAAUCCGCGAUGGAGACUGUACGGCUGCCCUCAAUCUCUACCUAAGUCACGGUGUUACAGCCAAUGCUCAGAAUUUCAACAUCUACAACCGCAUUGCCGUUGAAUGUCUUGGUUUACGUGAACCAGACGGACAAUCCGUUUGGAAGAACCUUCGAACCUUCCUCCAUCAGCUGAUACAAGUUCUACGUGCAACAGAUGGAACGGAACCAGAUGUUCUCGACAGAUUCGACUUACUCCUCCUAAUUGCUCACUACUAUGCUACAAGAGCAGCCUGCAGACAAGUCCCAGCCCUACAAUCCUUAGGAGUUAGGAUUUCAACAGCUCUACUACGCUACACAGAAAUCAUUCCCGUUGACAAAGGUUUCUACGAGGCAGGCAUGGAUCUACGGGGAAUGGGUAGAGAAUCCGAAGCUUUUGUCAUCCUAAAUCACUAUUUGGACGUUUGUGAGGCAAUUGAGGAGGGUUCAGGGAAUCUAGUUGAUCACUCAGAUCUCGCUGCAACGGACUUUCCCAGCUCAGUACCAAUCCCAGCGGAUUUGCACCUGAAGAAUGAGCUACAACUGCACGAAGAGGUGCGAGAAUGGGUUCUGGCUGUUAGUAUGGAUCAACGAGUGGAUCAGUCAUUGCCAACAGACGAUCGGAACCUUUAUGAAUCAAGCCUAGGUCUUUCCGAUCAACCGUGCAUUGUAUCUGGGUAUCCGGUCAUAACGAGGCAACCUAUUAUUUUUCAAAGAAGCCAUCGAAUGGCAAACAGGGACGCCUGGAGUAAACUCACCGUGGCAGCUAAGAUGGCACCGCACUCCGAUAUCCCGAGCUUGAUUGAAUUCGUUGAAAACUGGUGCGGUCCGGCUAAUUUUAUAUCUAACUAAACUUAUUUUUGGGGUUUGAUGUUGAACCUAUUAGGCACUGUAGAUCCAUAGAUCUAGCAUAUUUUAUUCACUAUCUUCACUGUAUUUAAGGCUUCAACAGAUGGACGAGAAAUGUCUAUUAAAAUGCGGCUCAACGAGGUUUUUGUGUCUGAUCAUUUGAACCGAAAGCGAUCUGAAGUGUCAAAACUAAGAGAAACAACUUCGUGUCGCUUCGGAAUUAUCCGAAUUUGGCACGAAAACUCGCCAUGCCGAUUGCAUGAGAAAUUUUUUAUUCAUCGCUAAAAGAAAAUUCAAGUCUUUAGAGAUUUUUUUAUCCACUUAAUCUAAUCUAUUCACGGAAAUUGUAAGAAAAUCAAAUUAUUAGUGGAAGAAUCGACCCUAAAGUUUCCAGCUGGGUAAAAGUCAAAUGAUAGUUGUCUCAUCAAUUUAUUACACCAUCGUGUAUAAAAAGAAUUUUCUUAGACGUCUUGAGGCGUCCAAUGUCCUGAAAUAUCUUAAUUAUUUUUUUUUUAAAUAAAACAAAUCAUUCCAUGUAUAUACUAAUUUAUUUUUUUUUCUAAAUUUCUUACAAUUUCCCGAAGUGUUCCCACUUCACUUUUACAGCAAUAAAACUGAACAAAUUAUUUGAAACUUUAUUUCCGUUUAUUCACUUUUUCCUUCGUUUUUAUCCACUUGAUUGGUCAGAAUAUUUGUUCUUUAUAAUAUUUUUCUUCGUCAGAAUAUUCAAAAAAAAAUCUCACAGUGAUAACACACGGUGUUCUUCUGAUUUUAACAUAGAUUCUCUGUAAUUAAUUUCAAAUGUUUUGCAUUAAACCACAAAAAUGAUUAA